GAGUAAGCAAUAUGGCUCUGCUUCUAGCUCUGCUUCCCCUGGCAAGCCAGGCACACGCCGCCCUCUACUCGACCGUCAUCGAGACACCCUACGGCGGCGUGCAAGGCUAUCCGGCCUUCACCAGCGAGCCCAGCGGCAACCUGACGCACUGGCAGGACAUCGCCGUGUGGAAGGGGAUCCCGUACGGAGCCACCACCGCCGGCGAGCACCGCUUCAAACCACCACGCCCUGCGCAGCCAUGGACGGGGACUGUUCUCGACGCUGCUGACUGGGGGAAUGUGUGUCCGUCGGCGGUCUCGACCAACCCGAACAACUACACCAUCGCCGAGGACUGUUUGAACCUGAACAUCUGGAGUGCGGCCAAUUCCACCGAUGCGAAGCUGCCGGUGGUGAUGUGGAGUUAUCCCGCGCAGUCCACGGCUGCCGACGCGUUGUUCGACGGCGGCGGGAUGGCCGACAAGGGCGUCGUGUUUGUCAGUUACAACUACCGCACCGGGUCGUUUGGCUGGCUGGCGCAUCCCGAGCUGCGAGCAGACUAUCCCGACGGCAAGAAUGCGUCGGGCAACUGGGCCAUGUUCGACCAGUUCGCCGCGCUGCGCUGGAUCCACGAGAACAUCGCCGCGUUCGGGGGCGAUCCAGACCGGAUCACGGUGAUGGGCCAGUCGAUGGGCUCGGCCGCCAGCCAGCACAUCCUCAACAGCCCACUGACUCGCGGGCUCAUCGUCGGGGCGAUCAUUGAGAGCGGCGUGCGCGAUGUGCAGGAUCCGAUCUGCGACGAAGUGGCCGAGGCGUAUCUCACGCUCGCCGACGCCGAAGCCCAGGGCGAACGCUACAUGGAGUAUCUCAACGUGAGCAGCGUCGCCGAGCUGCGGGCUCUGCCCAUGGACGAUCUCAUCACGGUCAGCGCCGGCCUCACGGCCACGGCGGAAUGGCAGUUCACCGCGACGCUCGACUACUACGCCAUGCCAGCGACAUACUACGACACGCUGCGGGAUGGGCUGGCGGCCGACGUGCCCGUGCUCACUGGCAACACCAAGGACGAGAACGGCGCGGUGUUUGGGCUGAACAUCACGGCGGCCGAGUACCUGGCGGACAUGAACGCGACCUUCUCGGGCUCCUGGCUGGACCGCUUCCUGGACUACUAUCCUGUUUCUCGCUACGAGGCAGACACCCGGGCCUCGUUCAACGCGCAAUGGACCGACCGGUCGAUCGUAGGCACCUGGUUAUGGGCGCAGCUGUGGGCCACCGCUCGCUCGAGCCCGGUCUACACUUAUUUCUGGGACCAUGCGCCGCCGGGCCAGGACCAGGGCGCGUACCAUGAAUCGGAGAUCAACUAUGUGAUGAACAACCUGUACGACACGGACCUGCCGUGGACGCACGCCGACUAUGCGAUUGCCGCCCAGAUGAACGCGUACUGGGUCAACUUCAUCAAGACGGGGGAUCCCAAUGGCGACGGUCUGGUCGAGUGGGCGGCGACCAAUGCCAGUGAGACGGUGCAGCAGGUUGGCAAUGGAUGGGGGGGGAUUCCUCUUCCGUCCAGUCUGGACUUGUUUACUGCCUGGUUCAGUGGAUUGCCUUAUUUCUAGUAUAAGUAUGAGU
This is a messenger RNA of Penicilliopsis zonata CBS 506.65, 1599 nucleotides long. RefSeq lists its product as hypothetical. NCBI's taxonomy places the organism in Eukaryota, Fungi, Ascomycota, Eurotiomycetes, Eurotiales, Aspergillaceae. The record is from RefSeq and is a predicted model, not a curated record. Bases 12 to 1586 code for a protein of 524 amino acids. The transcript has a single exon.